Molecule: messenger RNA, 609 nt
Organism: Globicephala melas (long-finned pilot whale)
Lineage: Eukaryota; Metazoa; Chordata; Mammalia; Artiodactyla; Delphinidae
Gene: LIF
Product: LIF interleukin 6 family cytokine
Biological process (GO): leukemia inhibitory factor signaling pathway; immune response; positive regulation of cell population proliferation
Cellular component (GO): extracellular region
Molecular function (GO): leukemia inhibitory factor receptor binding; growth factor activity; cytokine activity
Source: RefSeq, a predicted model, not a curated record
AUGAAGGUCUUGGCGGCAGGAGUUGUGCCCCUGCUGCUGGUUCUGCACUGGAAACACGGAGCGGGGAGCCCCCUUCCCAUCACCCCUGUCAACGCCACCUGUGCCACACGCCACCCAUGUCACAGCAACCUCAUGAACCAGAUCAAGAACCAGCUGGCGCAGCUCAACAGCAGUGCCAAAGCCCUCUUUAUUCUCUAUUACACGGCCCAGGGGGAGCCAUUCCCCAACAACCUGGACAAGCUGUGCAGCCCCAAUGUGACCGACUUCCCGCCCUUCCACGCCAAUGGCACGGAGAGGGCCCGGCUGGUGGAGCUGUACCGCAUCAUCGCGUACCUGGGCGCCUCCCUGGGCAACAUCACGCGGGACCAGAAGGUCCUCAAUCCCAGCGCCCACAGCCUGCACAGCAAGCUGAACGCCACGGCGGAUGUCAUGCGGGGCCUCCUCAGCAACGUGCUCUGCCGCCUGUGCAGCAAGUACCACGUGGCCCGCGUGGACGUGGCCUACGGCCCGGACACCUCAGGCCAGGACGUCUUCCAGAAGAAGAAGCUCGGCUGUCAGCUCCUGGGGAAGUAUAAGCAGGUCAUCGCUGUGGUGGCCCAGGCCUUCUAG